Rhizophagus irregularis DAOM 181602=DAOM 197198 is the source of this 753-nucleotide messenger RNA. RefSeq lists its product as uncharacterized. Gene Ontology annotation, molecular function: sterol binding. Gene Ontology annotation, biological process: sterol transport. Lineage: Eukaryota; Fungi; Glomeromycota; Glomeromycetes; Glomerales; Glomeraceae. The record is from RefSeq and is a predicted model, not a curated record.
AAAAAAAAAAAAUAAUAAACAUUUAUUUUAAUAAAAAUCUAAUUACAAGAAAAUUUAAGUAAUCAUGAAUCGAAUUUUUAUUUUGGCAUUCGUUUUAUUUGCUAUGCUUUUUGCGGUCAAUGCAGCACCACUUGAACUUGUAAAAAGAGAAACUAAAUUUUCACCAUGUCCCGGUUUGCCACCAGAUGUAGUGGGACUCGAUGUAAAAAUGACACCUGAUCCUUUCGUUCCUGGACAAGAAGAAACGUUUGACAUUAAGGGAACAUUGAAAAAAGAUGUUGUCGCUGGAGAUUUGUUAGGUCUUGGAUUCAUCGAUCUUGUCGCGCAAGCACCCAUAGGAAUUCCCCUUGUUGUGGAUAUUUGUACAAUACCUGGAGUUACUUGUCCGAUUAAAGCCGGAACUGCAUUUUCUACAACGCAGAAAUACACUGCACCAAAAGAUUUGCCUCAAUCAUACGUUAUUUUAGUUGCAAUGCAACAUGGAACACCACCUAAUGUUGAAGCAUUAGCCUGUUCAGCUGCUAUUUUUGGUCCUAGUGAUUCUUCUGCUGUACCUGACUUUUGGAGUUUUUUAUAAGUGUUUGAUGUACCCAUUUUACACGAAUCUUUAAUUAAUAAUAAGUAAAUUAAUAGUUAAUUAAUUAAUAAUAAUUUUAAUUUUAUUUUAUUUUAAUUUUUUUUUUUAUAUUUAUUAAAUAAAUAAAUAAAUUCUUUUUUUGCGUUUAAAAAUAUUUUAAAUGUGAAAUAUUUUAU